Messenger RNA from Silurus meridionalis, 1203 nucleotides. RefSeq names its product b(0,+)-type amino acid transporter 1-like. The transcript has 5 exons. The record is from RefSeq and is a predicted model, not a curated record. Gene Ontology annotation, cellular component: membrane. Gene Ontology annotation, molecular function: L-amino acid transmembrane transporter activity. Lineage: Eukaryota; Metazoa; Chordata; Actinopteri; Siluriformes; Siluridae. Bases 1 to 1203 code for a protein of 400 amino acids. Gene Ontology annotation, biological process: amino acid transmembrane transport.
AUGACGAGCAACGAGCAAAACGGGUUGGAGUUGAAGUGGGAGAUAGGGUUAAUUAGUGCCGUAUCUCUGGUUGCAGGCACUAUGAUAGGAUCGGGGAUCUUCAUGUCCCCCCAGUUUGUGAUGUCCAAUGUUGGAAGCCCUGGAGCGAGCUUGAUCAUCUGGGCUGUUUGUGGCUUGGUGACUCUUUGUGCUGUGCUCACUUAUGCAGAGCUCAGCACCAUGUUCAGAGAAUCUGGAGAUGAAUUUAUUUAUGUCCUGAGAAUCCAUGGACCAUUACCUGCAUUUUUUGUGGCAUUCACUUUCAUAAUUGUGGUGGAUCCAGCAUGUAUUGCGGCUGUAGCCUUGAGUUUUGCUGAGUAUGCUGUUGCUCCAUUUUAUCCAGGCUGCAUGCCACCUACAUUGGUGGUGAAAUGUAUAGCAGUGGCGUGCAUUUUUGUGGUGGCUGCCGUCAAUAUGAUGAAUGUUCGCUUUACCAUGGCUAUUCAGGUUAUUUUCCUGGUGGCCAAAGUUGUGGGUCUGAUGGUGAUUGUUAUUAGUGGAAUAGUGACCAUGGCCCAGAAUGGUCUGGGAAACCUUAGAAAUCCAGACACUGCCUUUAAGGGCACGAAUUUAAAAUUAAGUACCAUUGGAAUGGCUCUAUAUCAGGGACUCUGGUCUUUCUCAGGAUGGGCUAAUUUAACCGCUGUGCUUGAAGAAGUGAAAAAGCCAGAGAUUUGUGGGGGACGAAUUUGCUUUGUAGCCGCCCGAGAGGGUCACAUGCCUAGCAUACUGUCUAUGGCCCAUGUGAAACGUCUCACUCUAUCUCCAGCUCUCAUCUUUUCCACCAUCAUUGCCUUCGUCGUGCUCAUUCCUGGAGACUUUCAGGGCAUAAUCAACUACUUCAGCUUUACAUCCUGGAUCUUUUAUGGACUUGCGAUAUCAGGAUUGGUCUAUGUAAAAAUAGAAAAAAUGAAUCGUCCAUGUGCAUACAAGGUACCCAUAAUUAUCCCUAUCCUGGUGCUGCUUGCAUCCGUGUUUCUGGUUCUAGCACCCAUCGUUGACAAACCUCAGCUUGAGUACCUGUAUGUCACACUCUUCAUCCUAAGUGGAGCUUUGAUUUAUUUUCCAUUCAUUCACUUCAAACUGUGUCCAGACCUGCUGGACAAACUCACAUUGUUCCUGCAGCUCUUCCUGGAAGUGGCACUAGCUGACAAAAAUAAAUAA